Messenger RNA from Serpula lacrymans var. lacrymans S7.9, 1090 nucleotides. RefSeq lists its product as uncharacterized. The transcript has 5 exons. The record is from RefSeq and is a predicted model, not a curated record. NCBI's taxonomy places the organism in Eukaryota, Fungi, Basidiomycota, Agaricomycetes, Boletales, Serpulaceae. Bases 33 to 1025 code for a protein of 330 amino acids.
UUUGACUUGUAAACUAAAUACCCUAACUCGUAAUGUCUGGUAUCAUGGUCAACGGAACUUAUCUACCAAAUCCAUAUACACCAGCAGCCUUUCUGCCUCCAGAAAUUGCAAUUUCAGAGCAGAUAUCACAAUAUGUACUUGUUGGCUCAGCUGGUGCCAUAAUUUGGGACAUACUGUCGAACUUGAUUAGUGACUACAAGCUCCUAUCUAGACAUAGGAUUGGUCUACCCACAAUGGUGUAUUUUCUCUCGAGGAUUGCAACCCUCUUUUACGUCCUAAUAUGUACCAUUUUUGAAACUGCUCCUCUUGGCGACUGCAGUACAUAUCAAUUAGUCAACGACAUCUCGCUCGCCGUUGCUAUUCCAAGCACUGCGUUACAAUUCUUCCUUCGAAUUCGUGCCAUCUUCACCGGGAACAAGUAUAUCAUCUUCUUUUUCUUCUUCCUGUGGCUAGGUGUCCUUGGAUGUUGCAUGUCAUCCAUAACGGGCAUACAGGGUGUCACAAUUGGUCUAACGCAAUACUGCACCAACCCUGAACCGAAGCUGUAUAUUGUCUCCCCAACUAUCGCCGUGGUCGUUCACGAUACGCUCGUCUUCCUCGCCAUCUCAUGGCAUUUAAUGUCGCACUUUGAUGCCGAUCCUGGCACGAGAAGCUGGUGGAAGUCGUUCUUUUCCGGCCACUAUCUCCCCCAUUUUACCAGAAUGCUCCUGCGGGAUGGCCAGGUGUAUUACUUGAUAACUGUGAUCAGUAAUUUGGUGGUCGUCAUUGUGAUUCUCAUAACCUCAAUCCCCGGGGCGUACCGAGCCAUGCUUUCCGUCCCUAACAUGGUGAUAACAAACGCAAUGGCCUGCCGUGUCUUCCGGAGCACCCGAUUGCGAGGUGGUGCUGGUGCAAGUAUGAGCGGACAGUCCGAAUUCAAUACUCUCCCUUUAGCAUUUAGACAGAGCACUGUGCACAGCGAUGUAGGACAUUCAGCUGAUAACUCGGAGUAUUUGACGGUUAGUAUAGAGGAAAUGGCAAAAUGAAAGUUUUUGUGGGAAGUCCAUGGGCUCCAUAGGCGUGGUGAAAUUGGAUAAUAGGGUCUACCUGC